Molecule: messenger RNA, 3560 nt
Organism: Lolium rigidum
Lineage: Eukaryota; Viridiplantae; Streptophyta; Magnoliopsida; Poales; Poaceae
Product: DNA damage-binding protein 1-like
Exons: 19
Coding region: 46-3318 (1090 amino acids)
Cellular component (GO): nucleus
Molecular function (GO): nucleic acid binding; protein binding
Source: RefSeq, a predicted model, not a curated record
GGCCACUCAGCCCAGAACCUUCCUCCUUCUCCGGCGGCGGCGAAGAUGAGCAAGUGGAACUACGUCGUCACGGCACACAAGCCCACCAGCGUCAGCCACUCCUGCGUCGGAAACUUCACCGGCCCGCACCAGCUCAACCUCAUCGUCGCGAAAUGCACCCGCAUCGAGAUCCAUCUGCUCACUCCACAGGGCCUUCAGCCUAUGGUAGAUGCACCGAUAUACGGAAGAAUCGCGAUGCUUGAGCUCUUCCGUCCUCAUAAUGAGACUCAGGACUUCAUUUUCAUCGCUACGGAAAGAUACAAGUUCUGUGUCCUAAAGUGGGAUGGGGAAAAAUCGGAGCUUCUCACCAUAUCCAUGGGAGAUGUUUCUGAUCCCCUUGGCUGCCCUACGGACAAUGGACAGAUUGGGAUUGUUGACCCUGAGUUUAGGCUUAUUGGUCUUCACCUCUACGAUGGAUUAUUUAAAGUCAUACCUUUUGACAACAAAGAACUGCUGACGGAAGCUUUUGAUAUCAGACUAGAAGAGCUUCAAGUAUUGGACAUCAAGUUCCUGUAUGGCUGUGUCAAACCUACAAUAGUUGUCCUCUACCAGGAUAACAGAGAUGCAAGGCAUGUUAAGACAUAUGAAGUUGCACUGAAGGACAAAGACUUCGUUGAGGGUCCUUGGUCAGAGAACAAUUUGGACAAUGGUGCUGGUCUUUUAUUACCUGUACUGGCUCCACUUGGUGGUGUUAUAAUUGUUGGUGAGGAGACAAUAGUUUACUGCAAUGGAAAUUCUACAUUAAAAGCUGUACCCAUUAAACAAUCCAUCAUAAGAGCUUACGGACGGGUUGACCCAGAUGGUCCCCGCUAUUUACUUGGUGAUAAUACAGGCACUUUGCAUUUACUUGUGCUUACCCAAGAAGGAGAAAGGGUAACUGGUUUAAAAAUUGAGCACUUGGGAGAGACUUCAAUUGCAUCAUCAAUAUCGUAUCUUCAUAAUGGUGUUGUCUAUGUUGGUUCUCGAUUUGGUGAUUCACAGCUCGUAAAGCUGAAUCUCCUACCUGAUGCAACUGGUUCGUUUGUUGAAGUUCUUGAACGAUAUGCGAAUCUUGGACCCAUUGUAGACUUCUGUGUGGUUGACCUUGAUAGGCAGGGGCAAGGUCAGGUGGUCACUUGUUCAGGAGCAUUUAAAGAUGGAUCAGUUCGGGUGGUUCGUAAUUGUAUUGGGAUUAACGAGCAGGCUUCAGUUGCGCUGCAAGGAAUCAGUGGAUUAUGGUCAUUGAAAUCUUCCUUCAGUGAUCCAUACGACAUGUACCUGGUGGUGAGCUUUAUAAGCGAGACACGAUUCAUGGCUAUGAACAUGGAAGAUGUAUUAGAAGAAACAGAGAUAGAAGGCUUUGAUGCACAAACCCAGACUUUGUUUUGCCAAAAUGGCAUCAGUGAUCUGCUUAUACAGAUUACUGCUAAUUCUGUUCGGUUAGUCAGUUGCACUUCCCGGGAGCUAGUGGAUCAAUGGAAUGCACCAGAAGGAUUUUCAGUCAAUGUUGCAUCAGCUAAUGCCAGCCAGGUCCUGUUGGCAACCGGCAGUGGCCAUGUUAUUUACCUAGAGAUUAGGGAUGCUAAGCUGGUUGAAGUGAAACAUGCACAGCUAGAACAUGAUGUCUCCUGUGUUGAUUUGAACCCAGUUGGCGAGAACCCACAGUAUAGUUCUCUAGCUGCUAUUGGUUUGUGGACUGGUAUAAGUGUUAGUACAUAUUCACUUCCAGACCUUGAAUUAAUCAGGAAGGAGAAUUUAGGUGGAGAAAUAGUUCCUCGGUCUGUUCUGCUAUGCACCUUGGAAGGGGUUUCGUAUUUGCUUUGUGCUCUUGGAGAUGGCCACCUGUUCAGUUUUCUUUUAAAUGCAAGUACAGGUGAACUAACUGAUAGAAAGAAGGUUUCUCUUGGUACCCAACCAAUUACCCUUCGUACAUUCUCAUCGAUGGGUACAACUCAUGUGUUUGCUUCAUCUGAUAAACCGACCGUUAUCUAUAGCAGCAAUAAGAAGCUGCUGUAUAGCAAUGUCAAUUUGAAAGGAGUUAAUCACAUGUGCCCUUUCAGUACAGCCGCUUUUCCGGACAGCCUUGCAAUUGCUAAACAAAGUGAAUUUUCUAUUGGAACUAUGGGUGAUAUCCGAAACAAGAAGCUCCGCACGAUACCGUUGAAUGAACAACCAAAGCGUAUUUGCCACCAGGAACAGUCCAGGACACUGGCGGUCUCCAGUUUCAAGUACAACCUAGACAGUAAGGAGGAAAACGAGGCACAUUUUAUUCGUCUGUUGGAUCAUCAAACUUUCGAGUUUCUGUUUACACAUCCACUUGAUCAACAUGAGUGCGGUUGCUCCAUGAUUAGCUGCUCAUUCUCAGAUGAUAAUAAAUUCUAUUAUUGUGUGGGAACAUCAUAUGUUUUACCUGACGAGUACGAACCAGCAAAGGGCCGGAUCCUCGUAUUUGCAGUUGAAGAUGGAAGGUUGCAAUUAAUAGUAGAAAAAGAAACGAAAGGAGCUGUCUAUUCUCUAAAUGCAUUCAAUGGGAAACUGUUGGCAGCUAUCAAUCAGAAGGUCCAAUUAUAUAAGUGGAUGACACGGGAGGAUGGUUUGCAUGAGCUGCAAUCUGAGUGCAGCCAUCGUGGACACGUACUGGCCUUGUGUACCCAAACCCGUGGCGAUUUCAUUGUGGUUGGAGACCUGAUGAAAUCGAUAUCCUUGCUUGUAUACAAGCAUGAGGAGAGUGCAAUCGAAGAGCUUGCUAGGGAUUACAACGCAAACUGGAUGACUGCGGUUGAGAUGAUCGAUGAUGAUAUCUACCUCGGUGCAGAGAAUAGCUAUAACCUCUUCACUGUCCGCAAGAGCAGUGAUCCGGCCAGAGAUGGAGUGAGGGGCAGGCUUGAGGUUGUCGGGGAGUACCACCUUGGAGAGUAUGUGAGCAGGUUCUGUCACGGUUCACUUGUGAUGCACCACCCAGACUCUGAGAUGGGCCAGAUCCUCACGGUCAUCUUCAGCACAACAAACGGGGUCAUCGGCAUCAUCGCCUCCCUGCCCCAUGACCAGUAUGUGUUCCUCGAGAAGCUCCAAGCGACCCUGGUGAAGUUCAUAAAGGGCGUCGGUGGCCUCAGCCACGAGCAGUGGCGGUCGUUCCACAAUGGCAAGAAGACGUUGGAUGCCCGCAACUUCCUGGACGGCGACCUGAUCGAGUCGUUCCUUGACCUUAACAGAGGCAAGAUGGAGGAGGUGGCUGAGGCGAUGGCGGUCCAGGUGGAGGAGCUGCUCCAGAGGGUGGAAGAGCUGACGAGACUGCACUAAACGACGCCGCGCCAUGUACAUCUUUCUUUUGUUGUUUAUCUUAUUGUUGUAGUGUCGGAGGCUUAAGAAUGAUUCUGUGGAGUUGUUUGUAGUAACUUUUCUUCUGCUUUAAGGGUUUGAUAAGGUGUAUCUUUUCUCUGCGCUGAUGUAGAAUUUUACCGGUGAAUUGUCGUGGUUUACAAGCAUGACAUUGCCUUAAGAAAUAAGAACUAUCAAAAGACCAGAAGAAUUUUUUUUUCAAA